GUAUGUCGACGAAUUUGGCUAAUAAUUUGUGAUGUUUCACUAAUUCCCCGAGGCAAUGCUUAAAGAGUUCGCGGUGUGACGUGCGCCAUGUCUGCAGACUCUGUAGUCAGCAUGCUGAGGGAACCUAGCACUGAGCAGAAACUUCCACCAGCUAGGGAGUUUCCGAGAUAUAGCAGCUGUUGUUGUGGAAAACCUAACACUAAGAUUGAGCCAGAGACAUGGUCUAGCCUACUGGUUGAAAUACGGAAAAAUCGUUGGCUUCAAAUCUAUCAUUAUCAUCCAACAGUGAGGGACAAACAAUUUCAGAUUGAGUUAGAGACUUAUUUGAAUUAUCGUAAGACGGGGAGAGAUUUUACACGUAAGCAACAACUUUUACAACUGUUGCAAGUGAAACAGAGGUCUCGAUCAAACUCAAUUAUAUCUAAUAAUUCUCUGUUGAACUCUACUGUCCGUAAGAAAAAAAUUACAAGUGACUCCAUGAAAACAGAGUGGAGUGGAAGUGGAGUCAUACCAGGUAGUGUUGUUGGGUCAGACUCAGACAUCAAUGUUAGAGAUACUAAUGGGGGGCAGACUGCACCUAAAUCAUCUGACAGUUCUGUAAGUGUUUAUACAGAUAAUAAGCCAUUAAUUGGGAUUGAAAGUACAACGAAUAAUCACCAGAAUAAGACAGACACUGCUUCAAUAGCAAUGGGCCAUAGUGAUGUGAUAACAACAGCAAGAGACACAUGUGGACAUAAUAUAUCACUAAAAAGUCCCAGUUUGGAUAUUCAAAAUUCUGACAGUGAAAGUAUUAACACAUCAAGAGAUGUCCAAAUAUCUUUAGCUAAAUCACAACAGGGAAUAAAUCAACACACACAUGACAAAGAUCAAGGCAAUAUUGGGACAAAGAUGGACAGAGAAUCUCCUGGUGCUGUUGACAAUUAUAACAAACUACCUCAUAGCUUUGAACACAUUGGAACACAGAGACCUGCAUCUAAUGACUCCCAGGAUCUCUCAUCAGAAGGUUCUGAGAGAUCUGUGAACCAAGACAAAGGAACUAUGAACCAAGACAAAGGAACUAUGGACCAAGACAAAGGAACUGUGAACCAAGACAAAGGAACUGUGAACCAAGACAAAGGAACUUUGGACCAAGACAAAGGAACUAUGAACCAAGACAAGGGAACUAUGGACCAAGACAAAGGAACUAUGAACCAAGACAAAGGAACUGUGAACCAAGACAAAGGAACUUUGAACCAAGACAAAGGAGAUCAUAGUGCAGUUCUCUUCUUCUUUCAUGGUGUUGGUGGUUCAGCCGAUGUUUGGAAGCCACAGGUUGACUAUUUCCGCAAAGAAGGUUAUGAAAUUAUAGUUCCAGAUCUUCUGGGACACGGCUACAGCCAGGCCCCAAAGACACAAUCUGCAUAUCAUUUUAAAGAACUCACCAAAGACAUUGUGGCAAUAUUUGAUAGAUACUGUAAGAGAAGAAAUGUCAUUAUAGGUCACUCUUAUGGGACAUGUUUUGCAACAAUUUUAGCCAGACAGCGCUCUCUCUAUGUGACCAAGAUGAUUCUUAUCAGUGGGGGAGGCCCCACCCCCCUUCAACCCCAGCCAGGGAUAUUCUCACUGCCUUCCUGCCUCCUUGGCUGCCUCAAACCCAUUCUAGUCUGUGGAUUUAAAAAAUCUGCAUUUGUGACAAAAUCAAAAACAUAUGUACCAAAAGAAAAAGCUUUUGAUGUUCCGUCCUAUGUGUUGAAGCACACAAUGAAUGGCCAAGAUUGGCUAGAUGGUGAUGAGAAUUAUCACAGAUGGAUCACAGUACCAACACUACUUAUCUAUGGGAUGAAUGACCCCCUGGUCACUCUCUGGGAGACACAGGCUAUGCAAAAAAUUGUGUUUGGCUCUACUCUAGAGGUAAUAGACAAUGCAAGCCACAUGGUUAUGAUCGACCAACCAGAACUAACCAACAAACUUAUACAUGACUACUUACACAAAGACUUCAGAGUUAUUGGUACAGCAAAGCGACAGAAUAGACUGGUUAAACAUCAAAGCUCUGUAAUAUCUUUGAAAACACUCCCACCAAGUGGCUUAUUCAUGACAGGAAAGCACAAUGAUCACUAGUAAGAUCUCAUAUGUGUUAUCUCUAGCUACCUCUUUGAACAGUGCAAUAUCUCAGGCCAUGUAUCUAUUUGAAGGAGUGUAAUACUUAAGGGUUCACACAGACUGUAUAUAAUGUACAUCAUGUAUAUCAUGCAUAUCAUGUAUAUUAUGAUCAGUGAUGCCUGCCUCUUAAUUGGUGGUUAUUACUCA
This is a messenger RNA of Owenia fusiformis, 2286 nucleotides long. Lineage: Eukaryota; Metazoa; Annelida; Polychaeta; Sabellida; Oweniidae. The record is from the annotation of a GenBank genome assembly.